UUUUCUAGAGGACGGUUGUGCGUCCUUUGUCUUCAUUAGCCAGUGAUCAUCAUCAAUCGAAACGUAAAUGAAGUUAUAAAUCAAAAUGAUAAAUAAAAAGAGUUUGCCUUUGAACAGCCAAGUUCCAAUGAGUAAUAAAUAUUAUUAGUAAUAAAAUGUUUUGUAAAUACCUAACUUUUUGAAUGAGUGCCGAGUUUUUGAGUUCCUCUUGACUGAGUUUAAAAGGAUAAUAAUAAAUGCGUCGCAGACUAUGCCAGUAACAAAGCAAAUCAAAUCCCCGCAGCAAAUAUGGGAAGCCAUCUCAUCAACUUUUGUGCACUUCGUAGAGAGUAUAUUUUUUACUCUCGGAGUCGUGAUCGCAAGGCGCCCGUGGACAACAAUUAUUAUCACAUGGUUGUUCCUCUUCGUGAGUUGCAUCGGCUUGAUGCGAUUUUACAUAGAAAAAAAUCCUAUGCAGUUAUGGGUACCACCAGAUUCAGAUUUUUAUCGCGACACACAUUGGUAUAUAGAUAACUUUGGCACUGGGUUCCGUCUACAGAAAAUCAUAAUCACCGCAGAUAAUGUUUUGGAGCCAAAAGUUUUAUCAAAGAUACGCAACAUAACCCAAAAAGUGAACUCUCUAAAAGUCGAAUACAUCGAAAACAGCUACUCCCUGGAGGAUUUGUGUUUUCAAGUUCCAGUGGUGAAUUUCCUCAAUUUAAACGAAAAUAGUAGAUCUGUGAAAUCAGUGAGUGACAAAAAUGGUUCAUCAAGAAACGUUAACAGUGAUAGUGACUUCUCCGACCCGACUUUAUGGAUUGGUGAUGAGUUUUAUUGUGGAUUCUUGGAUACGUUUCAAAUGGACUGUCUUCAGUAUAAUAUUUUAGAUUUAUGGAGUAACAAUGCUGAUUCAAUCAUGAAUCUAACAAAGCACGACAUUGUUUCUAAAGUAAAUUCCGUUAAAAAGAAUCCAGUUACUGGUCACCCAUUUGAUUAUACGAAAAUGUUAGGUGGCGUCAAACGAGACGAAAAUGGUGACAUAGUUUCUGCUAAUUCGAUAAUGUUAAUUUGGUAUACACAUGUAAAUAUGUCCGCAAUUGAUAUUAACGAAGUUGGUAAUCUAGUUGGUACUGAAGACUGGGUUUCUGUUCCUCUUGGCUUAUGGGAAGCCAAAUUUUUAGAUUUGAUGAAUUCUUUAUCCCAUAAUACAUCUGAUAUUCACCUUUAUUACGAAGCUGGUAGGAGUUUUGCUGAUAUUAGUGGCGAGGCUAUGUUUCACGAACUAGAUAAGUUGUUUCUAGGCAUCAUUUUGAUGUUUAUUUACAUACAGUUUGCACUGUCCAGGUGUAAUUGGCUGGAAAUCAGAUUAACACUUGGAAGUGUCGGACUAUUGUGUGUAGGUAUGGCUUACGUGACUGCAGUUAGUUGGUGUUCUGUUAUUGGUAUACCAUUUGGGCCAGUUCAUUCGUCCCUACCCUUUCUUUUGAUGGGACUUGGCGUAGAUGAUAUGUUUGUGAUGAAUGCUUGUUGGAGAAAUUUAUCCCCUGCCGAAACAAAAAAGAGUCUCCCAGUUAAGAUUGGUCUAAUGUUACAACAUGCUGGUGUGUCCAUCGUAAUCACGUCUUUUACAGACAUAGUAGCCCUAUUAAUUGGGGCUAUUACUAUUUUGCCGUCGUUGAAAUCAUUUUGCAUUUAUGCCGCUAUGGGUGUGUUUUUCAUUUUUUGUUAUUCUGUAACUUUUUACGUAGCAAUUUUUACUCUUGACAUUCAAAGAAUGGAAGCAAACCGUAAUGGUAUUUUGUUUUGUUACAAGCAUUCUAAAGAUAUUCACGUAGCAGAAGACAAAACCAUAUUCCAAAAAAUCUUGGCUAGUUUUUAUAAAAGAGUCGUUUUUACGAUGCCAGGUAGAACUAUCAUCAUACUUGCCACAUUGGUUAUGACAGGUUUUAGUAUUGAAUCAAUUAUGCACUUAGAACAGAAAUUUGACCCGAAGUGGUUUAUACCAGAAGAUACUUAUUUCAAAGAAUUUCUCAAUAUUCAUGAAUAUUACUAUCCCGAAGAAGGACACCCAGCUAUGGUAUUUUUAGGCAAAAUGGAUUAUCAACACGAGUUCCCAAACUUGUACAGUAUCGCAGAACGUCUUAAAAAUCAGACAUACGUCGAUGACGUAACCAAUUGGGUCGAGUCUUUUCAUGGCUAUGUCCUUAAAAACUAUGAACGUGAUUUAAAAAAUACAACGACAGUUACAAACGAUGAGUUUAAUGCGUAUCUUACGAGAUUUUUAUUUAGUCCCAUCGGAGGAAGAUUUCAGCUGAAUUUUAAAUUCUCAACCCCAAUAAAAUGCGGUAGUCCUGCGCCGAACAUAACAGCGUCUUCAAUGUCGUUCAAAUUCGGACGGUUUCAUGGUCCUGAAGAAUAUAUUCCUGCUAUGAAUCACGCAAAGGAUGUCGUUAAAUCGACACCUAUUACAACCGGUGACGAAUAUCGAAGUGCUUGGUCUAAAGCUUUCGCCAAUUGGGUCACAGACGAGGUCAUUGGGGAAGAAGUAGAAAGAAAUAUAGAAUUAGCUUUAUUGUGUGUUAUGAUUUGUACAGUGAUUUUGAUAACUAAUUUGCAAAUGUGCUUUUGGAUAUUUAUUUGUGUAUUGCUUACAAUAGUGAAUGUCUUGGGAUGGAUGCAGAAAUGGGGUAUGACUGUGGACAUAGUUUGUUGUAUCGGGCUUGAGCUAGCAAUUGGUUUGUGUGUAGAUUACGCUGCCCAUAUCGGACACACGUUCUUAACUACUUCGGGAGACUCUAGGACGGAUAGAGCAUUCAAAACUGUUACGUCCAUUGGAACUGCGGUUCUGUUAGGUGGUGGCUCGACAUUCCUAUCAUUGUCAAUUCUGAGCAUGUCUCAAUCUUAUACCUUUAAAUCGUUCUUCAAAAUAUUCUUCUUGGUUAUAGUAUUUGGGCUGUUUAACGGUUUAAUGUUUUUACCGGUGGUUUUGUCGUUAAUUGGGCCAGAUGCGUAUCGAAAAAAAGAAGAGACUGAAAAGCAACCUGAAGCUAUGGAGCUUAACGGUAAGCAUCAAAUAGCAAUUCCCACAGAAAAACAAAUAUUUGAAGACUGAUGAUGAUAAAUGAAGUUAAUGGUGCAGAUAACGAGUACAAAACGUGUGUACAGAUGGUGCAUGUUUGUUAAAACUUAUCACCAAGCUAAUAAAUCGCCGUUUUAUAUGGUGUCGAAUAAUAUGUAAUUAUAUUGACGUUACUUAUUAACAUAAAAUGUAAUGAAGUCCCUACCUACAACUUUACUGUGAUUAAGAUGCUUCAUAUCAAAUGAAAACCAGUCUGCCAAUGUGGGAAGUGUUCUCCAUUUGAGCUUGCCUGUGUUUCUACAGGUGGAGAGAUGAAUGAUGAUGAUAAUAUUGGAAAAACUGUAUGUUCCUUGUUGUAGUAAGUUUGUAAAUGGGUUCCUCGGCCAUCAUUGUGCUAUCUGUUGUGAAUUGCAUAUA
Messenger RNA from Ostrinia furnacalis (Asian corn borer), 3475 nucleotides. RefSeq names its product patched domain-containing protein 3-like. Bases 251 to 3091 code for a protein of 946 amino acids. The transcript has a single exon. Gene Ontology annotation, cellular component: membrane. The record is from RefSeq and is a predicted model, not a curated record. NCBI's taxonomy places the organism in Eukaryota, Metazoa, Arthropoda, Insecta, Lepidoptera, Crambidae.